UAUGAUUUUGUGUUCGACUUUCCGUUUGUCCGUUAUUUUCCAUUCAAUGUUUUUCUUUCCUUUUUUCACCUCGAUUCAAAUUGAUCGAUAUUUUUGAAUAAAGAAAAAAAACAUGAGCCUAUUGAAUAUUGCAGCAUUGUUAUCAACAUUAACUGCCACAAAUUAUUCAUCAACAAUAUCAACCUUUCAUCAUCAACAACAACAACAACAACGUUUAUUAUCCGAUAAUUAUAAUGCUGAUUUAGUCAACAAUCUUAAUGGCCUUAAUUUUCAACCAAAAUUCAAUCAUUAUUCAGGAUUUUUAACAGCAUUAGAUGAUGUUUAUCUUCAUUAUUGGUUUUUUGAAAGUGAACAUCAACCAUUAAAUGAUCCAUUAGUAUUGUGGUUGAAUGGUGGUCCUGGUUGUAGUUCAUUAGUCGGUGCAUUAGAAGAAAAUGGUCCAUUUAUAAUUAAUAAAGAUUUUACUAUUGAUUAUAAUCCAAAUACAUGGACAACACAUGUUAAUAUGUUAUAUAUUGAAUCACCAGCACAGGUUGGAUUUUCCUAUAAAUUAGAUCAAAAUUAUCAAACUGAUGAUAAUGAAACUGCAUAUAAUAAUUUAGCUGCAUUGAAAAAUUUUUUUGAAAAAUUUCCACAUUUAAAAAAUAAUGAUUUCUAUAUUGCCGGUGAAAGUUAUGCAGGUAUAUUUAUACCAAUGUUAGCAACAUUAAUUAUUGAACAACGUUUACCAACAAUUCGUUUGAAAGGAUUUGCAUUAGGAAAUCCAUUAUUAAAUCUACAAACGAAUAUGGAAUCACAAUUUUUUUAUCUUUAUUCACAUGGAAUUAUUGAUACAAAAACCUGGUCAAAUAUAUUGAAAUUUUGUCCUUGUUAUGGUCAUCGUAAACCAAUGUCAUCAUAUUUGAGUCAACCAAAUGAUUUAAAGAUGAAAAGAAAUUGUAAUAAUGAAAAUGAUUUAUCAUAUUAUUGUCAAGAUGCAAUGAAAAUGAUUGAAUAUUAUGUAACUUCAUUUGAUUUAAAUUUAUAUAAUAUUAAUAAAGAUUGUAAACAAAAUGAUGAUGAUAAUGAUGAUGAAUCAACCAAAUAUUAUUGGCAAGAAUCAUUAAAAAAAUUUAAUAAAAUAGUUUUACCAUUACCAUGUUUAUUGGAUGAUCAUCCAAUAACUGAUUGGUUAAAUCAACAAUCAGUCAAAAAAUCUUUACAUGUACCAUUAGAAUUUCGUUGGGCAUUCUGUAAUAAAGUCGAUUAUGAUCGUGAAAAAUUUACUGUUCAUAAUGAAAUUAUGAAACUUAUUGAUUUAGGUAUUAAUGGAUUAAUAUUUGCUGGUGAUUUGGAUGUUGUUUGUAAUUUUAUCGGUAUACAAUGGUCGAUUGAAGAUUUACAUUUAUUACCAAUAAAUAAUCAUACAUAUUGGAAAUUGAAUAAUAAUAAUAAUAAGAUUGGUGGAUUUUAUCAUAAUUAUCGAUCAAUGGAAUCAAAUGGUGGUUAUUUAACAUUUGCUACUGUACGUGGUGCUGGUCAUUCAAGUGCAACGGAUAAACCAAGUGAAACAAAAGAUUUAUUUUUAAAAUUUUUAAAUAAAAAAAUUUAAUGAUUUUUUA
This is a messenger RNA of Dermatophagoides pteronyssinus (European house dust mite), 1601 nucleotides long. RefSeq names its product lysosomal protective protein-like. Gene Ontology annotation, molecular function: serine-type carboxypeptidase activity. Gene Ontology annotation, biological process: proteolysis. The record is from RefSeq and is a predicted model, not a curated record. Lineage: Eukaryota; Metazoa; Arthropoda; Arachnida; Sarcoptiformes; Pyroglyphidae.